ACUUUUUUUCUUUUUUACAGGACUUGUGGCUUUUAAAACGAGACAACAUGAUGAUGUAUUUGAUUUCAGUCAUUUUAGCAAGUAUUCUCAUCAUUCCGUUCGCAAUAAAAACGUUGUCCCCUUAUCUUUGGUUGGAUAUUCUGUAUUUAAAGGAUCUGCUGCGGAUUUUAGUGACGUUCGUUUCGAGGAGAAGAAGGAGACCUUUCUUCUUUGUUUUGGACCGUUUCUUGGAGCAGACCGCGGCACAUCCAGACAAGUCGUUCAUUGUGUUUGAAAAUGAACACUUCUCGUACUCUUACACAGAUAGAAGGAGCAAUAAAACAGCCAACGCGCUUCUGGCACAGCCUGGGUAUAAAGCUGGGGACACCGUGGCACUUUUCAUGGGCAAUGAACCCGCCUUCAUGUUUAUCUGGCUGGCCCUGGCUAAAUUAGGCUCUCCUGUGGCUCUUCUCAAUCACAACAUCCGCACCAAGUCUCUGUUGCACUGCUUCAACUGCUGCAAGGCCACAGUGCUGAUAGCAGCCUCAGAGCUAAAGGCAGCAGUGGAGGAUGUGCUGCCCACCCUGACGGAGCAGGGCGUCACCGUGCUCCUGAUGACCAAACACUGUGACACACCUGGGAUCGAGAGUUUUUCUGAUAAAGUGGACGAAGCAUCAGAUUCCCCGCUCCCUCGAUCCCUCAGAUCACACAUCACAUUCAAAAGUCCUGCGGUUUAUAUUUACACCUCGGGAACAACAGGUCUCCCUAAGGCAGCUGUGGUCAAUCAGAACCGCCUCUUAACAGCGUUGGCUGUUUUGGCUUCAAAUGGUGUGACGUCUAGCGAUGUUAUCUACCUCAACCUGCCUCUGUACCACACAGCGGGAUUCAUAAUAGGCUUUAUCGGCUCCAUUGAGACAGGGUCAACUAUUAUUCUGAAGAGGAAGUUCUCUGCCUCUCAGUUUUGGGACGACUGUAGGAAACACAGUGUGACUGUCGUGCAGUACAUAGGAGAGGUGAUGCGUUACCUCUGUAGUACACCGAAGAGAGAAAAUGACAAGGACCAUAAAGUAAAACUGGCCAUUGGCAACGGUAUCAGAGCAGAGGUAUGGAAAGAGUUUCUCAAUCGCUUCGGGAACAUAGAGGUCCGCGAGUUUUACGCCUCCACCGAGGGAAAUGUGGGAUUUGUCAACUACGUAGGAAAAAUUGGAGCUAUUGGGCGAGUUAACUUUUUCCAUCAGAAGCUGUUUCCCUUCUCUCUGAUAAAGUAUGACACCGAGCGAGAUGAACCGAUCAGAGAUGAUAACGGCCUCUGUGUGGAGGCACCCAAAGGUGAGACAGGACUGCUGGUGUCAAAGAUCACAGACAUCGCUCCUUUCGUCGGCUACGCCCAGAACGAAGACCAAACGGAGAGGAAGAAACUUCGUAAUGUUCUCAAGAAGGGAGAUCUUUACUUCAACAGUGGAGACCUCAUGAGGAUCGAUAACGACAACUUCAUCUACUUCCAGGAUCGUGUAGGUGACACAUUCAGGUGGAAAGGUGAGAAUGUGGCCACAAACGAAGUGUCUGACAUUCUGACGAUCAGCGAUGGUCUCAAAGAAGCCAAUGUGUAUGGAGUCCAAGUGCCAGGGCAUGAGGGGCGGAUAGGAAUGGCAGCGGUCACCAUGAAGGAAGGCGCACAGUUUGAUGGAAGUAGAAUAUUUAACCAUGUGGUUAGCUACCUGCCUUCAUAUGCCCGACCUCGCUUCAUAAGAAUACAGAAUGCCGUGGAGGUGACGGGGACAUUCAAGCAGAUGAAGGUGAAGUUAGUGGAGGAGAGCUUUGAUCCAGGACGUAUCCAGGACCCUCUUUACAUCCUUGACAAUGAAGAGAAGAGUUACAUAACGCUGACAGCUCAUGUCUACAGCUCCAUCAUAUCAGGAAACAUCAAACUAUGAGAACGCUCUCUGUGUCCACUAACUGUGCCGGCUUCUCAGUCUGGCAUAAACCUCUUUUUUAAAAGCAGUAGAUGGAUAAUCAGUAGUGUAAGAUUUGUUUUUAAGGAUCCAUUUUAGGGGCUAGAGUCGGCCUGUAAGGGAGGGAUUGAGUUUUAUAAUACAUUUGUUGACAAGUGAUGAUAUAUAUAUUUUAUUUUACAAGCUGGUUUACUGCUUUCAAGUAUGAGGACUGCUGCUUUGACUUUAUUCAGUUGAGAAAUGUUGCUGUAUAUUUGGUUAAACAGUGAAAACAAACUUGUUAGAGGCUAUAGGACUAUCUCUCAUAGGUAGAUAUGUAUGUGCCUAUAUAUUUUAAUAUGAAUUACUUUGAUUCUUACUAUACAGCCAGAAAUAAUAUUCAUAUGCACUUUUGCUCAGGUUUUACUCAUCAUAACUAAACAAUACAAAGAUAAAUCUCAGUGGUGACAUGGAAAAACCACAAGGUGGAGACAAAUGCAAACUCUGUGCUUAGUGUAGUGGGGGUAUACAGUACAAUAUUCACUUUAUAUAAAUUAACAUGGACAGUGCACUCAAAAAUGUCCCCCAGAUGUAAUUGUUGAACAUCUUAACAUUCCAAAAACAUGAAGAUUAAUCUGCAUGUUGUGUGUCUAAAAUAUCACUGAAUGUUCAACCACUACAGUUUAUUUUAGGUGGAAUAACUAAAGGAUCCAACCAUGAUAAACAGAGGUACACAGAAUACAGACUUUGCUGUCUAAUUUUUUUUCACAUAUAUGCUUUCUGUGAACAUAUAUUGAUCUUAAUGGUAUAUCUGUUAACCCCUCCAAAAAAGUUAAUGACUAGAAAACAAAGGUGCACAUUUCUUUCAGGGAGAACAAGUCCUGCAGGUACAGCUCGUACUUUCAAUAUUUAUACACUGUAAUCAGUAAUAGAGUAGUGUGAGUUUUGCACCCAACCAACCUGUCGUCACAAAUACAUGUUUUUUAGGGUGUUUUUCAUGUUCCAUUAUUAUUUUUUGGUCCUGUUCAUGAUAGUGCAAAAAAUAUGGCCCUUAAUAAAAACAUAAAUAAACAAUAUGAAU
Messenger RNA from Trematomus bernacchii (emerald rockcod), 2991 nucleotides. RefSeq lists its product as uncharacterized. Bases 48 to 1913 code for a protein of 621 amino acids. The transcript has 10 exons. Lineage: Eukaryota; Metazoa; Chordata; Actinopteri; Perciformes; Nototheniidae. The record is from RefSeq and is a predicted model, not a curated record. Gene Ontology annotation, molecular function: long-chain fatty acid transmembrane transporter activity; long-chain fatty acid-CoA ligase activity.